Messenger RNA from Triticum turgidum subsp. durum (durum wheat), 1629 nucleotides. The record is from the annotation of a GenBank genome assembly. NCBI's taxonomy places the organism in Eukaryota, Viridiplantae, Streptophyta, Magnoliopsida, Poales, Poaceae.
AUGCCUUUGACGGAACUGGUGAUUGCAAGUGGUGGUGUAUUCAGGAGCGCCACACAAGUGCUGUUCGACUUGCUGGCAGUGCCAUUCAUGGCUGCUGGUCUCGACAAACCAGAUAUCCCUGAGAUGUGUUCUAGAUACACUCAUUUCAGCGACAGUUUAUUCUGGACGGAGGAUCCCCUUUCGGAAUUUGAUAAUGAGGAUAUUGACCGUGCUAUAGCACUUUCUCUAUUAGAAGAGGAACACAGAAAACCAAAGGAAACAGGAAAGGAUCUGCAUUUAGAUGAGGAUGAACAACUGGCAAGAGCUAUUCAGGAAAGUUUAAAUGUUGAAUCACCCCCUCGUGCUCAUGAAAAUACCUCACCCCCUCGUGCUCGUGAAAAUAGCGCACACCCUCGUGCUCGGGAAAAUGGCAGCGCCAACGGUGGCAAUUCAUAUCAACAGUUACCAUUUAUGUUUUCGUCUGGAUUCAGGACAUGCGCUGGAUGUCACAAUGAGAUUGGCCAUGGACGUUUUCUUAGUUGCAUGGGAGCUGUUUGGCAUCCAGAGUGCUUUUGCUGCCAUGCUUGUAAUCAGCCAAUAUAUGACUAUGAGUUCUCCAUGUCGGGAAACCAUCCAUACCAUAAAACUUGUUACAAGGAGCGCUUUCAUCCAAAAUGUGAUGUCUGCAAGCAAUUUAUUCCUACAAAUAUGAACGGCCUUAUCGAAUAUAGGGCACAUCCUUUUUGGUUACAAAAGUACUGUCCAUCACAUGAGGUGGAUGGUACUCCAAGAUGCUGUAGUUGUGAAAGAAUGGAGCCAAGGGAAUCAAGAUAUGUAUUGCUUGAUGAUGGUCGUAAACUCUGCCUGGAGUGCCUUGACUCUGCAGUGAUGGAUACAAAUGAGUGCCAGCCUCUUUAUCUCGAAAUACAGGAGUUUUAUGAAGGUCUCAAUAUGAAAGUGGAACAACAGGUUCCUCUGCUUCUUGUAGAAAGACAGGCUUUAAAUGAAGCAAUGGAAGGAGAGAAAACUGGUCACCACCACCUUCCUGAAACCAGAGGUUUGUGCUUAUCGGAAGAGCAGACUGUCAGCACGAUAUUGAGGAGACCAAGAAUGACAGGAAACAAAAUUAUGGAAAUGAUAACAGAGCCGUAUAGGUUGACACGGCGAUGUGAAGUGACUGCAAUUCUCAUUCUAUAUGGUCUCCCAAGAUUGUUGACAGGUUCAAUUUUAGCUCAUGAGAUGAUGCAUGCAUGGUUGCGACUUAAAGGUUGUCUUUCAUUCUUGUGGUAUUUAGAUAUUGUGUUGGCUAAUGAGUAUGUGCAUUUCACAGGAUACCGCACGCUCACUCCAGAUAUAGAAGAGGGCAUAUGCCAAGUCCUCGCCCACCUGUGGAUCGAGUCAGAGAUCAUGGCAGGAUCAGGCAGCAAUGCCGCAUCGACAUCCUCGUCCUCUUCGUCAUCCACAUCCUCUAAGAAGGGCGGGAGGUCUCAGUUCGAGCGGAAGCUCGGUGACUUCUUCAAGCACCAGAUCGAGUCGGACACCUCCGUUGCCUACGGGGAUGGUUUCAGGGCUGGGAACCGGGUUGUUCAGCAGUAUGGCCUGAAGCGCACCCUCGAGCACAUCCGGCUGACAGGGACAUUGCCAUUCUGA